Messenger RNA from Rhea pennata, 2238 nucleotides. RefSeq names its product IST1 factor associated with ESCRT-III (gene IST1). The transcript is spliced from 10 exons. Bases 183 to 1277 code for a protein of 364 amino acids. The record is from RefSeq and is a predicted model, not a curated record. Lineage: Eukaryota; Metazoa; Chordata; Aves; Rheiformes; Rheidae. Gene Ontology annotation, biological process: protein transport.
GGGCACGGGGAGGCUGCGUCGGCCCUGUUGCAGCGGUGUGGGAGAGCAGCUUUGGCCGAGAGCUGCAUGGGCGGCAGGGACGGGGAAACAGGGCUGUUCAGAAGACAGCAAGAUGUUCGUGAAAAAAUAGCUGGUGAAUGGCUCUGUCUUGAAGAAAUCUAUCGAAGCAGAAAGUAUUGAUCAUGUUGGGGUCUGGGUUCAAGGCUGAGCGCUUGCGAGUCAACCUGCGCCUUGUUAUCAAUCGACUCAAGCUGCUGGAGAAAAAGAAGACUGAGUUGGCCCAGAAGGCGAGGAAGGAGAUUGCAGAUUAUCUGGCAGCCGGGAAAGAUGAGCGUGCCAGGAUUCGUGUGGAGCACAUCAUCCGAGAAGAUUACCUUGUGGAGGCCAUGGAGAUUCUGGAGCUGUACUGCGAUCUGCUGCUAGCCCGCUUUGGCUUGAUUCAGUCCAUGAAGGAGCUGGACUCUGGCUUGGCAGAAGCAGUGUCUACGCUGAUCUGGGCUGCACCACGACUCCAGUCAGAAGUGGCUGAGCUGAAGAUUGUUGCUGACCAGCUGUGUGCUAAGUACAGCAAGGAAUAUGGGAAGCUGUGCCGGACAAACCAGAUUGGGACAGUCAAUGACAGGCUGAUGCACAAGCUGAGUGUGGAGGCACCACCGAAGAUCCUGGUGGAGAGAUACCUCAUUGAGAUUGCCAAGAACUACAAUGUACCCUAUGAGCCUGAUUCAGUGGUGAUGGCUGAAGCCCCUGCAGGUGGAGAGGCAGAUCUAAUCGAUGUGGGAUUCACAGAUGACGUGAAGAAAGGUGGCCAUGGAGGGGGAGGAGGUGGUGGAUUUACAGCCCCCCUGGUUGGUCCUGAUGGAAUAAUGCCCAUGCCAGUGCCAAUGCCUAUGCCCAUGCCAUCACCGAAUCCGCCAUUCUCUUAUCCGCCUCCAAAGGGACCGGAGAACUUCAAUGGCUUACCAGUGGGUACCUACCAGCCUUUUGCUAAUAUUCAUCCACCACCAAUUCCGGCAACCCCACCAACAUAUGAGUCUAUUGAUGAGCCUGACACUGACAAGGAUGUUUCUUCUGCACAGGUUUCUGGGCCUGUGCCCAAGCCAGAACCUUCUCCAAAACCAAGAGCUUCUGAUACCUAUGAUAACUUUGUGUUACCUGAAUUACCAUCAGUGCCAGAUACUCUUCCAACAGCAUCCGCUGGCGCCAAUUCUUCUGCCUCUGAAGACAUUGACUUUGAUGAUCUUUCUCGGAGAUUUGAGGAGCUGAAGAAGAAAACAUAAGACUGAUGGGACUGUAACUCCAGUGUGAGAGGCAGCAGCUGUGACAGCUUCUUCUCUCUGAAACACUCUCCUAGAAAUUGGUUUCCUGCAUUAACUUAAAAUGAAUGCACUCUUCUUUUUGAGCCCUCUUCCUGCUGUACUUAUACCAAAUGCUGCCGCUUUCCCAGUCUUUGUUGCUCCAGGAGGUGAACUGUUGUGGGAUCUUGUGAGACUGGAGCAGGAAACAGCUCCUAUCAGUCUAGGUAGUUAUACUAUACAGGAAAGCCAAUCCUGGUUGCCUCCAUGGUGGCUUUUAUUUUUCCUUCCAUGGAGAAGGAAGAUGAAGGUUGAAAGGUGACCAGGCUUGCUCCUCAUGUAUGUUAUCUCAAGGGGAGCACCAUGCACGUGCUGCCCAGCUCUGCUUUAUGGCACAGAUGACGAGGGCACUGCCCUCACGGUUUUGCAGUACCCUCCCUUGGCUACAGCUGGAUGCAGUUGCAGAGCUUGCCCGGGAAGCUGAAGUCCUCUCUUAGUUUUGCUGGAUUCUCAGGGAGCCCUCUGUCGCUUUUGCUGCAUUACCUGCAGGGAGGGUUUGUUCCCCUUUUGCAGGGCGGGGCUGUACUGUUUCCUGUUCCAGCAGUGCAUUCAGCCUGAACCUGAGGGGAGUGUGUGCUGGCAAGGUAGGGGCAGCUACCAGAGCCAUAUGGUGUGUUCUAACUCUGCCUUAGACAACUGGCUGCUAAAAAGCCUAUGGAGAGCUGAAAGAUGACCAGAGUCUGACUUAAUACUUGGCAGUAACUUUACUUACCUACAGAGCAAGGUAACUGGGAAUCUCCAGCCUGACUGCUGGCAGAGCUGUUCGUGCAGCUGGGGCACUUCUUCCUGUGAGCCAGGGCUGUGCUUGUUCGGGGGAGGGACUGUUGAACAUGACUUGCUCUCUUCUGUGUAAUGUAUCUGUAUAUAACAUUUUCACACAACUUUU